AUGGCAGCAGAAACUGCAUCGUCUCUUCCACCGGACCUGUUCGACCAAACCACAAUCAUCUCUCUCCUAUCGACCCUCGCCAUUGUCUUUACCGCAUACGUCGCCUCACUCAAGUUCCUACCAUCUUCUUCAUCGGGAACCCUUCGCUUUCUGUUCAUCUGGCAUCUUGCUGACGCGCUAUGUCAUUUCCUCCUCGAGGGAAGCUUCUUGUACCACUGCUUCUUCUCACACCUGCCGCUCCUUAACGAUGUGAAGACGGAACUUUUCCCUACGCCCGCCGGGUUUCUGGGAUACAGCGAUCGCGUAUAUGGUGCCCAGUCGGGCGGAGAUAACCCGUUUGCUAUGCUGUGGAUGGUGUAUGCCAAGGCGGAUAAGAGAUGGGCUGGUGUGGACUUGGGGGUUGUGAGCCUGGAGUUGUUGACGGUGUUCUUUGACGGCCCCCUGGCUGUCUACGUAUGCUACUGUCUUGCCAGGAAAGACCCCAAAGUUAGCAUCUGGAUGAUCAUCCUGGCUACUUGCGAGCUGUAUGGCGGUUUUAUGACUUUCUGCCCCGAGUGGCUUGUUGGAAACCCCAACCUCGACACGAGCAACUUUAUGUACCUCUGGGUUUACCUCGUUUUCUUUAAUACUCUCUGGGUUUGGAUUCCACUCUGGGUCAUUUGGUACUCAGUUAAAGAUAUUUCGAAUGCUUUGAGCGUUCGUCAAAGGAAGAAGAAUCUGUAA
Messenger RNA from Fusarium pseudograminearum CS3096, 723 nucleotides. RefSeq lists its product as uncharacterized. The record is from RefSeq and is a predicted model, not a curated record. Gene Ontology annotation, cellular component: endoplasmic reticulum; membrane. Gene Ontology annotation, molecular function: cholestenol delta-isomerase activity. NCBI's taxonomy places the organism in Eukaryota, Fungi, Ascomycota, Sordariomycetes, Hypocreales, Nectriaceae. Gene Ontology annotation, biological process: sterol metabolic process. The transcript has 2 exons. The coding region runs from base 1 to 723 and encodes 240 amino acids.